This is a messenger RNA of Anopheles aquasalis, 1761 nucleotides long. It is a transcript of the gene CSN1b, whose product is annotated as COP9 signalosome subunit 1b. NCBI's taxonomy places the organism in Eukaryota, Metazoa, Arthropoda, Insecta, Diptera, Culicidae. The record is from RefSeq and is a predicted model, not a curated record. Gene Ontology annotation, cellular component: COP9 signalosome.
UGAGCUCGCGCCGUGAAAUCGUUGCAAAAGUGGGAAUUUUUUUAGUUUUUUGGAAGUUUUUGAUGAAAAUAAAGGUUAUAAGAGUGUAUUCAAGUCGAUUUCAAACUCCCGCCGUCGUUUCCUUUGGAAAGGUAGGUCGGAAAAGUGUGAGAAACUCGGAGAACCGCAGCGCGAACACCGCCGAACGUUCAGCCGAAACCGGCCCGGAACCUUAAAUAUAACUAGAAAUUCGCCUAAACUAGCAGCAAGAUGCCGCUUCCAACGUGUUUUGCGAACGCCGUCGAACCGAUGCAGGUUGAUGCGCAGCCCGAGGACAACGAGAACAACGAGGAGGAGGUUUACAUCGUCGAGAACCCCUCGAUUGAUCUGGAACAGCUUGCCAACCAGUACAGUGGGCUGGCAAAGCUACACCGCCUGAUUUACAUCGCCGAACAUUGCCCCGGCCUACGCCUUGAAGCCCUGCGCAUGGCCAUCAACUACGUAACCACCACCUACAACGUCACGCUUUAUCAACACCUGCACAAGAAACUUGCCGAAAGCGUAGGCGCCUUGUUUCUGCCGGAUGUGGCCGCCCAGCCUAGUGGCUCGCAAGAAAUUCCAACCUUCGACGCUGCUUGGGUAGAGACCAAAAGCAAGAAAUCAGCUCUAAAGCUGGAGAAACUCGACUGCGAUCUUAAGAACUAUAAGGCCAACUCCAUCAAGGAAAGCAUUCGCCGCGGACAUGACGAUCUCGGCGAUCACUAUCUCAACUGUGGCGAUCUGUCUAACGCGUUGAAAUGCUAUUCUCGUGCCCGCGACUACUGCACUAGUGGCAAGCAUGUCGUGAAUAUGUGCUUGAACGUUAUCAAAGUUUCCAUCUAUCUCCAAAAUUGGUCCCAUGUGCUGAGCUACGUCUCGAAGGCGGAAGGAACAACCGAGGUGUCUGAGACGUCCAAGGAGAAGGAUCCCAACCAAGUGGUGAUCACCCGGCUGAAAUGUGCCGCUGGACUGGCGGAGUUGGCCAUGCGAAAGUACAAAGCUGCCGCCAAGAACUUCCUGCAGGCGAACUUUGACUUGUGCGACUUUCCAGAAAUGAUCUCAACCAACAAUGUGGCCAUGUACUGUGGAUUGUGCGCCUUGGCCACCUUCGAUCGGCAGGAGUUGAAGAACGUCAUUUCCAGUAGCUCGUUCAAACUAUUUCUGGAGCUGGAACCGCAGCUGCGCGAUAUCAUUUUCAAGUUUUACGAGUCCAAGUAUGCGUCGUGCUUGAAGCUCUUGGACGAAAUCAAGGACAACCUUCUGCUGGACAUGUACAUUGCUCCGCAUGUAAAUGCGCUCUACACACAGAUCCGCAACCGAGCGCUGGUACAAUACUUUAGUCCGUACAUGUCGGCCGAUAUGCGCAAAAUGGCCACGGCUUUCAAUCGGUCAGUUGCCGCGCUGGAAAACGAGAUAAUGCAGCUCAUUCUGGAGGGCCAGAUACAGGCGCGCAUAGACUCGCACAACAAAAUCCUCUAUGCCAAGGACGCUGACCACAGAAGUGCCACGUUCGAGAAGGCCAUUAAUGUUGGCAAAGAAUUUCAACGUCGCUCUCGAAUGCUUAUUCUGAGGGCAGCUAUGGUCCGUCGCCAUAUUCACGUGAAGGUUCGAGCGUAGAAAGGCAAAGGUGUCGAAACUAGUGUCCCAGCAAGAGAUUUACACAAAAAAUCCUGUUCGACGUUCAUUUAUUAAAAGGAAGCUACUAAUUUCACGUUCAAUAAAUCAAAAUUGCCGUGAUACAUA